Messenger RNA from Rotaria sp. Silwood1, 2274 nucleotides. The record is from the annotation of a GenBank genome assembly. NCBI's taxonomy places the organism in Eukaryota, Metazoa, Rotifera, Eurotatoria, Philodinida, Philodinidae.
AUGUGGUUAAAGACAUAUAUCGAUGCGUAUGAAAGUGAAAUAGAAAAAUUCAAACAUCAAUAUGAAGAUGAAUUAUAUCAAUUUCAACUAGUGAAUUCACGUCAUGGUGGUAUUUAUAGCACAACAACAACUAUCGUGAAUUCUUUUCUUGAUUACUUGAAUCGUCGAACAAAUCGAUUAAAAGACGAGAUAGCUUAUGAAAAAGUUCCUCUUUAUCGAAAACAUUUAUUACGUGUUCAGCAACGCUUCAAAUCAACUCAGAAAAUGGUCACGGUAAAACCGACUGUCAUUGUCGACCUCUUCUAUCAUCCAUUUACUGCUGCUCAACUUGCAUAUCUUUCAAGAGGUCCCUCUUAUAUACGCCCAAAUCCAAGUGUAUUUUUUCCAGAAAAAACAUUUAAAAAACGUAUUGACCGAGAACUCAAAGAUACAAUGAAAAAACUUAAGCAAUGUAUGUCUAAUGAUCAUGAUCGACCAAAAAUACCACUCACCUCACCGUUAUAUAAAUCUUAUGCUGAUCAACUUCAAUCCUGUUUAAAUCAAGCUUAUAUGACUCCUACCCCCUUGAUCGAUCAAAUACGUGCUCUACGUGAAUUAAAAAUGGUUCAAUCGAUUCGAACAAAAUUAAAAAAAUUUAAAUUGAUACUACGUGAAACUGAUAAAAGUGGUGUAUUACAUAUUGGUUCUGCCGCUGAUUAUGAACGAAAAGCAAUUGAAUAUCGACGAACAACGGGUGCUUAUGAACUAUUAACGUCGAAUCCAUUCAAUGAUAUCAUCUGUACUGUAACACAUUUAUUGAAUCGAUUACAAUCCUUGAAACGAAUACUGGAACGACAUCGAGUAAAAAUGAUGCCCAAUCGGAAGAAAACCGAAUUAGCUUAUAUGUAUUUUAUUCCUAAACCACAUAAGAAACGUACACCACUUCGACCAAUAUUGAAUACAAUACAUGCUGCAACCAAACAAAUUUCUCAAUUCUUAGAUCGUCUAAUUCGACCUUUAUUUGAUCGAUUUAUACGUCAAACAACGUUUGUGGAUGGUGCUGAUCUUCUUAAUCGACUUCAACAUUAUAUUCAAAAAGGUUUUUUAACAUCAUCGACUCUUUUCAUUACUUUUGAUAUUAAUAAUCUUUAUACCAUGUUACCACAAGAAGAAUCUUUAAAUGUACUUGCUGAAUUUCUUCGUGUACAUAAUUGUGAAAAAGUGAAUGGACUUUCCAUUGAUACAAUUAUUGAAUUAGCUCGUAUAGUACUUCAAGCAAAUGCUUUUGUUUAUAAUAAAAAAUUUUAUCGACAAAUUAUUGGUGGUGCUAUGGGUUCGGCUUUUACUUUAACAUUAGCAAAUAUCUUCAUGUGGAAAUGGGAACGACAAACGAUUUUACCAAAAUUAGCUUCUCAUGAAUUAUAUGGCCGAUAUAUUGAUGAUAUUUUCUUUACUUGGAAUGGAUCUGAAGAUAAAGUCAAAGAAUUAUUAGAAGCCGCAAAUAAUUUCCAUCCAAAUAUUAAAUUAGAAUAUAAGAUUAGUCAAAGUGUUCCAUUUCUGGAUGUUCUUAUACAACAUAAUCACGGUACUUUGGUAUCAUCACUCUAUCAUAAACCUUCGGCUGAACCCACUGUCGUCUCAUUUCUAUCCGAUCAUCCACGACAUGUCUUUCGAAAUGUUAUUCAAACGGCUCUCACUCGUGCUGUACGAUAUUCAUCAACAUUUGAAAUAUUUAAUCAUGAACGGCGUGCCAUUCGUUUAAUGUUCUUAUAUAAUAGAUAUCCAUCGAAUUUUAUUAAUCAACAAUUUGAAAAAUUCUUUGCUGAUUAUUUAAGUUCAACUUCUCCACCAAUUUUACCUAUGAUUACGAAUGAAAGUCAAUUUUUAGCAUUACGUCAAAAAUUAUUAAAUGAACCAACGGCAAAACAAACACAACUAGCCAUAAGUGCAGCUAGUGUACAACUUACCCAGCGUACACAAAAUGUUAUACAACCAAAUAUAAACAAUAUGGAAGCCACCAUUCAACGAAAUAAUGAUAAGUUUAAAAAGAACUUCUUUAUCCAUAUUACACAUGAAGCUAGACUUAAAGGUUUAGCUCGUGAAAUACAUAUGAUACAUGAUAAUCACUUUAAAAAUACCGAUAAGGCAGAAAUAAGAUUAAUUGUUGGCUUUCGAAAUAAUCCAAACAUUGAAUUUGAACUUUCACGUAAACGACCAGCGUCAUCCUUAUUGAAAGAUCCAUUAGCAAAGAAACAAAAAACAAAUGGAAUCAAUCGUGAUGGCACGAAUAUCUAA